Molecule: messenger RNA, 4020 nt
Organism: Nasonia vitripennis (jewel wasp)
Lineage: Eukaryota; Metazoa; Arthropoda; Insecta; Hymenoptera; Pteromalidae
Product: monocarboxylate transporter 14
Exons: 11
Coding region: 1205-3226 (673 amino acids)
Biological process (GO): monocarboxylic acid transport; transmembrane transport
Molecular function (GO): monocarboxylic acid transmembrane transporter activity
Source: RefSeq, a predicted model, not a curated record
GCCUCGAGUACUCGCGCACGCACGCACGCACGCCGCGCCGCGAGUAGCUAUACAUACAGUCUGCAGCUACACUCGCUCCAGCACGCUCGCUCCCGCGCGCGUAGUUCAGCCUGCUGCUGCCGCUUCCUGCCGACGGGCCGCCUCUGCCGACUGCCUGCGCAGCACCACUGGGUUCGUUCGUUCGUCUGCACUUGCUCCUAACCGCGGCGGCGGCGGCGGCGGCGGCGGCGGCGGCGGCGGCGGCGAGCUUCAAACGCUUCGUCGAAAAGUGCGCCGCGGGCAAUUACCGGCCAUUCGGCGCUUUUCCGGCCGGGCUGCGCGGCUCUCUCGCGUGCUUUCGAAUUAUUUCAUCAGGCCGCCGGCGGCGCGCCUGUGUGCGUGCAGCCGGCAGCCGCUCUCACCGACUCAGCCACUCGCCUCUGUGUCGCGGCGGAGCGAGCGAGCUUUUCAAGUGGCCCCGGGUGGCGCGUUUAAUCGCACGUGGCGACAAUUGGAUAAGGAGCACGUCGGCCCUGCUCGCAGCUCUGCGCGAGCUGCUCUUUAAACGGCCGACCGAGCGGAAUGCUCAAUGCCGAUUUUUCGAGAAUCCAGCGCCUCGAGGGCCGCCGGCUUUGUCGCCGCCGCAUAAAUUAGUCGCGAUUGCCGUUAAGCGGAGUCCGGGCCGCUCCUCUCAUUCCUCGAAGCCGCGCGACGCGCCGCCGCAGGAUUUCCACUCCUCUCAGCUGCCUCGAACCUCUUGUCGAUUUCCCAACGCCGCUCGCGCCUCGAUCGUUGGGCAAUUGAAACGUCAGCCGGCGGCGCUUCUCGGAGGAGGCCUCGCGCGGACACGCCACAGGCCCGCCGGCGGAGGCCUGCGGAGUGAAUUUUAACGAGCCGGCGCAUCGCCGAUGUAAACAGAUAAGCGAGCACGUGGCAGGCCUCGCGCGGGCUCGCGGGCGCGCGGACUCGCGGACUUGUCGGCAGGCCAUUCGCCAGAGACAGCUCUCCGCUCUCGCGUUAUCUGUCCAUUAUCGACGCGGGCCACGAUAAAAGCCGCCACUGAACGCUCGCGGCGCGCCGAUAAAGCCCUACUGCGGGGAGAGCGCGCGCGCGAGUGUGCCAGUACUGCCAGUCGCCGUCGCCGCAGUCGUAUAAUUGCCCGUGGGAGAACCGCACUGACCGAGCGCCUCUUGCCGAUUUUUCCAGUUGACCGGCCCCCGCAGCCAUGGCGAUCGCGGAGGACAAGCAGCAGCCCCCCACGGCUGCCGGCCAGCCCGCCAACGGACAGUCGAGUAAGAAGGAAGCCAUACCUAUGAGGCAGCUCGACGAGAAGCAGCGACAACGCGAGGACGAGGGCUACGUGGAGAUGGUGGUGCCGCCCGACGGAGGCUGGGGCUGGGUCAUCGUCGCCGCCUCCUUCAUGUGCAACCUCGUGGUCGACGGCAUCAUGUUCAGCUACGGCGAGCUGCUCAACGCGCUCCAGGAGGACUUUGAGGUCUCGGCCGCCCGGGUCAGUCUCGCGGGCUCCCUGCAGACCGGCUUCUACCUCAUGGCCGGUCCCUUCGUCUCGGCGCUGGCAAACAGGUACGGCUUUCGCCUGGUGGCGAUCCUCGGCAGCGGCGUCGCCUGCGCCUCCUUCCUGCUCUCGCGCUUCGCCAGCUCGAUCGAGUUCAUGUACGUCAGCUACGGAAUACUGGGGGGCAUCGGCAUGGGCCUGAUCUACGUGCCGGCGGUCAUAACAACCGGAUUCUACUUCGAGAAGUGGCGGGCCCUGGCCACGGGCAUAUCCGUCUGCGGCUCCGGCAUCGGCGCCUUCGUCCUCUCGCCCGUCACCAACUACCUGGUGAGCAAUUUCGGAUGGCGCGGGACUCUACUCUGGCAAGCCGGCAUGCUGCUCAACUGCGCCGUGUUCGGGGCGCUCUUCCGGCCGCUGAAACCGACGCGGGUGAAGCUGUCGACGGACGGCAGCGGCCAGGCCGGCCUCGAGCUCGAGGCCAAGACGACGCUCCUGGGCCAGGGCGCCUCCAGCAGCUCGCUCCACGCGAGCCAGCCGACGAGCAACCGGUUCCUCGGCACCAACAACAACACCGAGUACCCCACGGCCGCCCAGGUCCUCGGCAGCAGCCCCGACAUCGUCAACAAUAGGUCGCUGCACUCGCUGCACAAGGCCCUGGAGCGCCAGAUGAGCACCUCGGAGAAGCGGCUCUCGGCGCCGAUCUACCCCGAGCUCGAGGUCGUCAACGACGAGGAGCUCAAGUCCGUCGAGGAGGAGAACAACCUGCUGGACGGCGACGCCGAGCGACUCAACGGCCGCGUGCCGACGAUUCGCAGGCACACCAUCAGCGACCGGAGGAGCCGGGCCGACUCGGUGAGCAGCCACAAGUCCCUGACCAAGGCCGACAAGCGGCGCGGCUCCACGGCCAAGGAGCCCCAGAGGCCCUUCUACCGGGACGACAUCUUCUACGGAGGCUCGCUCAACAGGCUGCCCCACUACAGGUCUCAGCUGUCCUCGGUGGGCUACCACAUGUCGGUGACGAGGCUGCCGACGGCCCAGGACCUCGCCGAGGAGGAGAGCGGCGGCUGCUACCUCUGCCCCGAGAGCGUGCGCCGGAUCCUGACGACGAUGCUCGACCUGAGCCUCUUGCGGAAGCCGUCCUUCCUCAUCCUCGCGAUCAGCGGCGGCCUGACCAUGAUGGGCUUCUACACCCCCUUCGUCUACGUCAAGGAAAGGGCCUCCCAGGAGAUGAACAAGGACACGGCGACGUUCCUCGUGUCGGUCAUCGGGAUCGGCAACACGAUCGGCCGUGUGGCCCUGGGCUUCGUGAGCAGCCUGCCGGGCGUCGACGCGCUCCUGGUCAACAACGUAUUCAUCACCCUCAGCGGCCUCCUCACCAUCUUCUCCGGCCUCUCGCUCGCGCAGGGCUACCAGUUCUUCUACGCGGCCUCCUUCGGGCUCUGCGUCUCCGUGUUCGCCUCGCUGAGGUCGAUCCUGGUGGUGGACCUCGUCGGCCUCGAGCGCCUGACGAACGCCUUCGGCCUGCUGCUGCUGUUCCAGGGUCUGGGGGCCACCAUGGGCGCGCCCGUCGCAGGAGCCGUGAAGGAGUGGACGGGAUCGUACGACGCCUCGUUCUACUUUGCCGGCGCGCUCAUCGUCCUGUCGGGCGUCAUCUGCUACCCGCUCAAGAGGAUCAACCUGCGCGAGAAGGCGCGCGAGCUCAGGGAGUCCACCGAUCCGUCCAAGUCGUGAUGCAGUCGAGGGCACGCCGGGCAGCCGACGCCGACAUCGACUGGCACGUCAAGACGCUCUAGCGCUCGCGACUUUUCGCCGCUCGUGCGCGUGUGCGCGCCUCACCGGUUGGCCCGCGCGAACCCAACUGCCAUUAGCCGCGUCGCCAUACGCGCGUGUCUCUCUGUGUGUGCGUGCGUAUAUAUAUAUAUAAAUAAAAGGAGAGAACAGUCGAUUUAUUCCAUUCCAUACUCUUUCGGCGCGUCAGUGCCUCGUACUUUGCCAACAGUUUAUGCGCGCAUACGCUGCACCUGACUAGUACUCGCCGCGUGCGGCCGAAAGGUAUAAGCCACUCGGCCCGCAGCCUGCUCGGGCGACGAUAACCUUGCAUAUUAUUAUCUUGUAUACUUUCUUACUUGCGGCGCAAAGACCGAGGGUAAAUUAGACUUUAUGUUACGUAGGAUCGCGACGCGCGCAGCAUAGCAACGAUUUGCACAAAGUCGGAUUGGUUCCUAAUUGUUGGCUGUACAUAUUGCAGCCAUGUGAUUACAUUUUCUUUCUGCGCAGCAUUUCGUCGUGCACAUGCAUUAUAUAGAUUUAUUAUUAUAUAGAUAUAGAGACGCAAGGAUAUGGGAAAACGUCCGCGUCGAGGGGACGUUGUCGUCGUUGUACAUACGGUUGAAGAGCACGACGCGUGAGAGCCGAGGCAAAUACGACAAAACUGUAACAUACCUACUUGCUUGGUACAUCUACCUAUAUAUGUAUAUAUAUAUAGUUUAAUACGAAAUACAGAAAUACAGAGAAUGAAAAGAAAA